Gymnogyps californianus (California condor) is the source of this 834-nucleotide messenger RNA. Its product is annotated as SUN domain-containing protein 3-like. Gene Ontology annotation, cellular component: nuclear envelope; meiotic nuclear membrane microtubule tethering complex. Gene Ontology annotation, molecular function: protein-membrane adaptor activity. Gene Ontology annotation, biological process: nuclear envelope organization. The transcript has 8 exons. Bases 1 to 834 code for a protein of 277 amino acids. The record is from RefSeq and is a predicted model, not a curated record. Lineage: Eukaryota; Metazoa; Chordata; Aves; Accipitriformes; Cathartidae.
AUGCCUGGUGCCCGCACCUCAGCGGAUACGGAGACACAGCCCCGGAAUACCCUGGAUCUGAAUGGGCCAGCAGGAGACGAGUUAGGAGAAGCGCUGAGCAAAACCCUGACCCUGCCAGAACAGCUCCGUAAGCUGCAGGAAGAGCUUUAUCACCUGCGAUGGAGCGUCAGGGAUGUCACCGAGCAUGCUCUCCACGAAGCCCCGAAGCAGGCUAAGCUCCCAGGCUUUACCGGAUGGGCUGUUCAAGAGAUGAUCAAUCAAGUCUUGGAGAAGCUGGAAGAAAACCAAGUCCCGAUGCCUGAUUAUGCCCUCAAAUCAUCAGGGGCUGCUAUCAUUCAUCCAUGGACUUCUCCAUCCUUCCGGAAUACAAAAGGAGUCUUUCUGUAUUCCCUGCCCAUGCUGGAUUACGUCAAGUCUCCUGAGGCUAUUCUGGAGCCAGAAAAUCAUCCGGGAAACUGCUGGCCCUUCCCAGGAAGUCAGGGACACGUCUUCAUCAAGCUGUCUAUGCCAAUCAUUCCCAGAGCAGUCACCAUGGACCAUGCUUUAGGGACAGGCUUCCAUGGAGACAGUAUCUCCAGAGCUCCAAAGGACUUUGCUGUCUACGGCCUGAAGCACCAUGAGGAGCAGGGAACGUUCCUGGGACGGUUCAUUUUCCUGGCGGCGCUCAAUCCCAGUCAGACCUUCCAGCUGAAGAACGAGCUCUCUGGGUUCGUGAAGUACCUAAGGCUGCAAGUGCUGAGCAACUGGGGUCACCCGGACUACACCUGCCUGUAUCGAUUCAGAGUGCACGGUGAUCCUCCCAAAGACGGGGAGAGGCACACAUCUAGUGAAUAG